AUGGUCCUGAAAAGAGGGAAGACAUUCAAAAACAAUAAUGAAACUUCAAAUCUACCUCCAGGCCCACCGAAACUGCCUCUGAUUGGAAAUUUGCACCAGCUUGUUGGCUCUCUACCACAUCGCAGACUCAGAGAUCUGGCCAAGAAAUCAUGGACCCUUUAUGCAUCUCCAGCUUGGAGAAUUUCUGCGGUUAUUGUUUCAUCGCCAGGGUUCGCGAAAGAAGUGAUGAAAACUAUGAUAUUAUUUGCAUCAAGGCCUUAUAAUCGAGCAGCAAGAUAUCGCAAGGCACUGGGAGGGUUUAAUAUUGCAGAUCUGUUUCCUUCCGUUAAUUGCUCGAAUCCAUCAGUGGAACGAAUCGUUAUUUGCGAAGCGGCAGAAGAAUCUGACAGAGUAAUUGAAAACAUUACAACGAACGCAAGAAGUCUGAAAAGAGUGAAGGACAUAACAUCUGGUUGUUCUCUUGAAACUUCAAGAGCAAAACGAUCUCAAUUUCCAUUAACUAACGAAAACAUCAAAGCGGACAUGUUUGGUGCUGGCAUCGAGACUUCUUCCACAGUACUAGAGUGGACAAUUUCUGCAUGA
Molecule: messenger RNA, 582 nt
Organism: Pistacia vera
Lineage: Eukaryota; Viridiplantae; Streptophyta; Magnoliopsida; Sapindales; Anacardiaceae
Product: 7-ethoxycoumarin O-deethylase-like
Exons: 3
Coding region: 1-582 (193 amino acids)
Molecular function (GO): oxidoreductase activity, acting on paired donors, with incorporation or reduction of molecular oxygen; iron ion binding; monooxygenase activity
Source: RefSeq, a predicted model, not a curated record